AUGGGCUAUUACGAGAUCUACUGCCAGCUUUGCGGCGUGAGCUUCAACAUCAGCCGCUUCAGGACCCGCAACGAGCCCCGGUCCGCCGCCUGGGCAGACUCGUCGGCCUCGACGCGGGACGAGUUUAGCUGGGUGCCGUACAACAGCUAUUAUGACUGCCCACGCGACGGUGACCGCAGCUGUUGCCUCGUCCAUCGCGGGCUCCUGCCUUGGCAGCUCAAGCAGGGGCAGUCCGCGGCCCAGGGCCUGUACGAAGACGACCCGGAGGGGGGCGUCCGUGAGGAGGACCCAACGUACGAGCCGCCGCGUAGUGAGACCGACGAGGACCCCCUGGAGUACGGCUCGGGAUCGAGCGUCGGCGGAGAUGACGGCGCGGUCGAUGGAGACGUUAUGGAGGAAUAUGACAGCCCCGAGAGUCAGUGGACGUUUUCCGUCCACGGCCCCCCGCCGCCCACAUUCGACACGGAGUUCCUCCCGCUCUCCACCAUUGACUACCUGGAAGACAACGAGGAGGACGAAGUUGAGGAGAAGGACUGGCAGGCCGUAAGGGAGCAGCAGCGCAUACGCCGCGAGAAACGAGCCGAGUACGAGCACGUUGCCGGGCCCGAUUGCCAGCACACCAACUGCUACAACGGCCAUAACAUAUCCGUGGAGCAAAUGACGGACUGCCUCACUGCCCAGUGCCUGUACGUCAAGCCCGACGACUGGGAGCCGCGGCCUGAUGACAUGCCGUUCGAGGCCACUUCUCGGUACUGCCUCUCGGGCCUGGCCGGAAACGUACCGUCUGGGGGCUGCGACCUCAAGUUUACGCCUGCUCGGCAUGGUUUCGCCGAGGGCAAGACGGACAACGACGACAACGUCUGGAUAGAGACGGAAGAAGACCAACGUGAGUCGGGCGUUGCCUUUCAUCCCGCCUGCUUCGAAAUCUUCACCGUCGUCAGCGACGCCGUCCUGGGCAAGGUCGACGCCGACGGCCUCGUCCGGCUGCGCAACCUCUCCUGCAAGCGCGAGGUUGAGACCUUCUGCGACUGGGCAGACGACGUCUUCAGCUGCAGGUCCCAGGUGUGGGAGCAUUCGCCUGGGACAGAGUAUCUCGUUGCCAACCCGCUCUUCGUGCCGGGGUUCCGGGAAAUCUGUGAACACGCAAUGAACCAGGGCGAGGGCUUCGACGUGCGACAAAGCCCCUUCGAGGCCCGUCAACGCAAGCCCAAUGCGACUGCCUCCUCAGACCCCUUCCACAGGCUCCCCGCGGAGCUUGUUCACAAGGUUGUCGGCUACCUUGGUUCUCGAGACAUCGCCGCCAUGCGUGCAUCGUCACGGGCCUUUGAGCACCUCCCCAUCUCGCUCUGGCACAGGCUCCUGGUUGAUGACAUGCCCUUCCUGUACGAGGCAUGGCGUGACGACGCGACGCCUUAUGACUGGGCCUGUCAGGACGUGCAAUUACUGCAGAAGAUCCGUCUCGAAGAGGAAGAAUGGCGGACACGGCGGUUCAUCAAGGCUCGCGACCUCGAGGACGUCGACAUGGAUGCUCACGCCGCGUACUUGGCGGCUACACCUGAAGUGCCACCGUGGCAUGGCGGGCCCGAAUCGAAGAAGAUGCUCGACGAGGCAUACGCCAGGAGGAAAGCCGCGGGCCCGAUAGCGCUGCCACAUGACAAGACCAACUGGUACCAGCUAUAUCGGGAUAUCGUCACCAAUUGGGACGAUUUUUUGGGGCUCAAAAACCGGGAACGAAUCUGGGGCACCAUUCACGACAUUUGCGAGAGAAUCAGGGACAUCCCCGAGAGCGACCAAACCAUGACAGAUUCCUGA
Purpureocillium lilacinum is the source of this 1812-nucleotide messenger RNA. RefSeq lists its product as uncharacterized. Gene Ontology annotation, molecular function: protein binding. Lineage: Eukaryota; Fungi; Ascomycota; Sordariomycetes; Hypocreales; Ophiocordycipitaceae. The record is from RefSeq and is a predicted model, not a curated record.